AUGUUGUCGUUUGCUGGUAAAGGCAGGAAACUAGAGGCCGGAGCAAAUUUAUCACGGAGUCUGAAUGAGAACAGCGGCGAACAGUCUUCACCGCGUCAGGAGCCCAGAAAAUCCCCAGGAAGUCCCUGCUAUAACUGUGAGACACCGGAGAUCCAACUAGUCAUCAAAGAAGAAGAGGAGGGCUGGAUAGAGAGCUCUGUUUCAAAUGAAGUGAAGAGACAUCAGAGAGUGCAACCAGGGAAGAAAUGCUGCGAGGAGUUUGAUGAGCGCUGUGGGCAGAGCUCCAUUGCAGAGGGCCAGCAGGGACAUGUGCCCACAGGCUCCAAAGAGAGGUUUAUGGAUGGAAGGGUGCUUCAAUGCAAUGACACAGAAGAGAAACCGCUCUCUUGCUCAGUGUGCGACCAGGGCACCAGUGAUAAAAGGAACAGGAAAUCCCAUCUGAGAAUGCACACAAGGGAGGAGAGCAAGACCCAAGAACAGAGCUCAUCUUUACACACAGAGAAGCCACGCCACUCCAAAAGAUCCACUCCAUGCCUAACAGAUUCAGAUGAACGUAACCGCCUGACCUCACAUGGACUGAACCAGACCCUCCAUUUGACUGUCAGACUGCAAGCAGGGGAAAAGGAGGACCAGGAGGAACGUGAUGAAGAAAUUGGAGGUUUAAUCAACUCGGAUGGAGAAGUGGUCGAAUGGGAGGCCAGAGAAUAUUCUGACCAAGGCUCUGAUUGCACAGAAGGUCCUCAGUCAGGAAAGGGUGUCAUUCUGUCUGAGCUGCAAGGACGAAGCCAGAAGGACAGUAGCAGUCCCACACUCAUCAUGGAAGCUGAAUCUGUGGCUGAAGAUGAGGAGAGAAACGAAGAAAAACAAAAAGAGAGAGAGGGAAAGAUGACAGCAGUCGCACCUUUACAUUGUGCCAAGCGACACAAUCGAAGGAAGACAGAUACCAAACUAUCUGCUGAUGGAGAAGAAGCAAACGCUGGUGUUUCAUCUGGUAAGAAGAGACCUGGCAGAAAGAUGGUGCGUGUACCAAUAGAAAUACCUCCAGCGCUGCUGAAGAAGCCCAAAGAGAAGGUUGAGUACCACUGUUCAGUUUGUGGCAAAGAAUUCCCACACGCCUACAAACUGGAACGACACGAGCUGAUCCACACAGGAGAGAAACCCUACUGCUGCUCCAUCUGUGGUCGUGGUUUUAACCAGAAGGGAAAUCUGAAAACACACUACAAAGUCCACUUGGGUAGAAAGGGUGCUGUGGAUUUUGAUGAUGACGAAAACCCCUCUGCAUCCGAACUCUCUGAAUAUUUGAAGUCUUUGCCGGGCGAGUCCAAGAUCCGAUCAUCUGUUCGUUGCCUGGAAUGUGGAAAAGACUGCGAGACCCAGUCAGCAUUACAAGAACACCACACUGCUGCGCACAGCGAGGCGGCGGCUAAACCGGACACAGCUGAGCACAGCGCGUCACAGUUUCUCUUCUGCCGCCGCUGCGGCGUCCAGUUCAGCGAAAGAGGAAAGCUGGAUGAGCACAUGAAAACCCACGUGAAGGAGAAACCCUACUCGUGCCCUGACUGCGGCAAGAGGUUCAUCAACGAGAGCUACAUCCAAGUUCACCAGCGGAUCCACACCGGGGAGAAACCGUUCCUGUGCUCCCAGUGUGGCCGAGGUUUCCACACAGCUUCCUCGCUCAAACUGCACGAGAUGCAGCACUCCGGGGAGAGGCCGUUUGCAUGUUCCAUUUGUGGGAAAACAUUUCGGAUUAACUCAUACCUAACGGCUCAUUAUCAGACCCACAUCAAAGAUAGGCCUUUCAUUUGUAGCGUGUGUGGGAAAGGCUACUCCAGGUCAGAAGAGCUGAAGGAAAAGCUUUCUGAGGAGCCAAUAGAGAGCCAGGGUCCUUGGACAUCAAAGAACGGUUACGCCUGUCCCACCUGUGGCAAAGUGUUUUCUCAGAACCAAGGCCUUAAACGACACCUUGUGGUCCAUUCGGGAAAAAGACCAUUCAAAUGCUUCAUAUGUGGAAGAGGAUUCACACAGAGUGGAAACCUCAAAACACACAUGAACGUUCACGAAGACAAGAAGAAGCUCCUGGCGUCCUCGUGA
Messenger RNA from Menidia menidia (Atlantic silverside), 2091 nucleotides. NCBI's taxonomy places the organism in Eukaryota, Metazoa, Chordata, Actinopteri, Atheriniformes, Atherinopsidae. The record is from the annotation of a GenBank genome assembly.